Messenger RNA from Scatophagus argus, 1230 nucleotides. Its product is annotated as replication protein A 32 kDa subunit-like. The record is from RefSeq and is a predicted model, not a curated record. Gene Ontology annotation, biological process: nucleotide-excision repair; DNA replication; double-strand break repair via homologous recombination. The transcript is spliced from 9 exons. Bases 160 to 882 code for a protein of 240 amino acids. Gene Ontology annotation, molecular function: DNA binding. Gene Ontology annotation, cellular component: site of double-strand break; nucleus; chromosome, telomeric region. Lineage: Eukaryota; Metazoa; Chordata; Actinopteri; Scatophagidae.
GAAGCAACUAACAAAAUUAGCUUUAGUCUCCGAGUGCUUCCAGCCUGGUGGUGUACUGGUUGAUUGGUCUUGAAGCCUUUGGUCUGCCAUUACUGAAGAGCGCUGUCUGUUGAAAUUGAAGAUACUUUGAUUGUGGAAACAAGUCAGUCCCUUGGCGGGAUGACCAGCCGCAAAGCAACAAAAUCAAAGAGGGCGACUCUUCAGAUUUUGCCCGUCACUGUGUCUCAACUGCUGUCUGCACCUCAAGUUGGUAAUGACAGCUUUGCAAUUUUUGACUGGGAACUGAAUCAGGUGUCUGUAGUGGGUAUUGUCAGAGGAUAUGCUCCCUUUGUGACAAACGUCCAGUACUCUGUGGAUGACAUGACGGGUCCACCUUUGAACGUGAAGCAAUGGGUUAACACACAGAACUGCACUCAGACAUUUGCUUCUCCUGGAACAUAUGUGAAAGUUACUGGAAGUCUGCACAAUUUCAGUGGUCAAAGAUCGUUGCUGGCAAUGUGUAUCCGUUGUAUCAAGGACCUGAAUGAGCUCACAUCCCACAUGUUGGAGGUAGUACAGGCCCAUAUGCAACUUUUUGGAAAGGUACAGGAGCUUGUGGCAUUUGAUGUCAAUAUGAAUAUCGCUACUGCCUCGGGGUUUGGAAGUGGUGGUGGACAUCUUGAAGGCAUCUCACCAAAUGGACUGUCCACCAUCCAGGAUCAGGUGUUGCAUGUAAUCAGGAGGUUCUCUGGCUGUGAUUAUGGCAUCAGUUUAGAAGACCUUAAGACACAGCUGGCCUACCUCAGUAUGAGAGACAUCAGAUCUUCCUUGGUGUUUUUGGUAAAUAAAGGUCAUAUCUUCUCUACCAUUGAUGAGCGUCAUUUCAAGUCCACAGAGCAUUAGCCUGGAGGCUAGCGAUUCAUCGAGACAUCAGUCCAGGAUCAGAAGUGAUCACAAUGUACAAGCUACCCACAUUUUAAGUCACAAAUCUAAAUUGUUUAGGUUAAUUUUAGUUAUUUAUGCUGUACUAUAGCUGAUGAGCUGUCAAAAGAUGCCAGAACAGUUAAAAGGUUCAUAGUGUAUUAUUUUCUAUAUGUGAGAUAUUGCGGACAUAUUGCUCUGGAUACUUUGUUUAAUUAUUUUUCUACAAUCUUUUUUUUUUUUUUUUUUUCUUAUUUGUGUGCUGAAUUUGUGGGUACUCUGCAAAUGAUGUCAUAAUGCCUGUACAUAAAGAAUUCAGUUUAAAAUGCA